Physella acuta is the source of this 3056-nucleotide messenger RNA. RefSeq lists its product as uncharacterized. The record is from RefSeq and is a predicted model, not a curated record. Gene Ontology annotation, cellular component: cytoplasm; nucleus. NCBI's taxonomy places the organism in Eukaryota, Metazoa, Mollusca, Gastropoda, Physidae.
UGGAAUAGGAAGGAACUCGUCUGUAUUGAUUGUACGAAGUAACUGGCUAGACUGGGACGCAAGAUUCUGUACAAUGGUAUCGUUUGCACCCAGAGUUUUGUGGUUGUUUUAUUAAUAGUGUAUUGAUUGUGGUCCUGUUAUGAAACGAUAUGGCUUGUGGUAUCGGUUCCUCAGAUGCUGGUCGCCAGUGACUACCCACUACUGUUGAUUCCUAGAAAUCGGAGGAUGCAGGAAUUAUCCAAGAAUAAAAGAGUGUUACAGAUGUGGAACCACACAUGUGGACGAUGGGCACACACGACACGGCACAGUCAUACACGGCGCGUCUUGCCACAUUCAACCGCGCUGACAUAGCGGCGUUGGGUCACGUGUCUCCCGUUAUACUCGCCCAGAACGGGUUCUACUACAAACGACGACUGUGCAGUGUUCUGUGUGCAGAAUGCGCAGCCUGUCACAAGUUGGAGGAAUUCCUCCCAGAGUGCGAGUCUCUGAGUCCCCGGCUGUCAAGGUUCCACAGGACGGGCUGUAGCUUUGUUCAUCAAGAUGGCUGCCGAACUUUGACCUUUCCAACACAGGAUAUUGAUUUGAUACUCUACAAUAAUAGUCUUACGCCGACCCCAGAAGUUGAAGAAAAGUCUUGGGAGAACGCCAGUUGUUCAACAACAAAACCUAGCGCCAAUAUUAGACAUGAAUUUGAACACAGUUUAAGUUCAAAACUUGAAAAUUUGCAAGAAGAGUUUAGGAAAAAAUACUUUAAAGUAAAGGAGAAUAAUCGUUUUCCUGACGAGCGGAAAUUGAUAAUUAGUUCAAGCUCGUUACCAUCUAGUCAUGAGUCUAGUGGGGAACCCACUGAUUGUUUGAAUCAGGAAGGAGAUUCCCAGACAUGUGAUAAAGCUAAAGAGUCUAGUCAUGAGUCAGGUUCUCACAAGUCACUUGACUCUAGUGUAACAUUAUAUCCUGGUCACGCGGCAGAGUGUGUACAGUCACAUGCAUUAGAGUCCACCCAAUCUACAGCCUAUGCUCAUUCAAGUGCCCCAGGAAUUGGAAAGUCAACGUCUAUUGCCCAGCCGAUUACCCAAGAACCUAGUCAACCAACAUCUACAACUAAACUGGGUACCCAAGAACCUAGUCAACCAACAGCUACAACUAAACUGGGUACCCAAGAACCUAGUCAACCAACAGCUAUAACUAAACUGGGUACCCAAGAACCUAGUCAACCAACCUCUACAACUAAACUGGGUACCCAAGAACCUAGUCAACCAACAGCUACAACUAAUCUGGGUACCCAAGAACCUAGUCAACCAACAGCUACAACUAAUCUGGGUACCCAAGAACCUAGUCAACCAACCUCUUCUGCUCAACUGGGUAACCAAGAAGCUCAACUGGGUACAAAAACGCCAACUGACGUUGCAGAAACAGAGCAGAAUCAUAUCGCCACGGCUGUAGAAGCUCCACAAAAUACUGAUCUACGUAGUUUUUGUACAGCGGAAGUGUGUGAAGGAGAGGAGAAGCACAUCGAGGUGCCGAUCUCCAGGAUCGAGUGCCACAAAAAUCCUGGCCACUUCGGUUACUUCCCUGUACGAGGUAUCAACCUGGAUCAGAUCCCUUCACAAACCCGACACGAAGACCUCCUCAGGUUGUUGACCCUACUCGCCACGCUGACCGUCAAGAUCAGAAUCUCAGCAAAAACUUCCAAACACACCAGACUCAAGGUUGGAACCGGAUGUGUGUCCCUGUCCCUGAUACACCACCUACCUCAACUUGUCCCUAACGAGGUACCUUCUGGAAAACUUCACAAAAGUAUGCUGUCUUUCCUGACUAAAAACAAGGAAACAAUUUACAUCGAAACAAACCAAAAUUUGGUCGCUGAUGAUGGCGAUGCUGUUAACGCUUUAGUGGAGUUUUCUCAUAACGGUUUAAGUUCUAGCGGCGUCAAGGUCAUCAAAGGUCAGUCUGUGAUCCCCUCUCCCAUACCUGGAGACCAGCGAUGUAUUUUGGUGUGUAUGACGUCAGACCGGAACCUGACACAGCUGGUCAGCAGGGCGAGGGAUGACGUCACGGAGCUGGCGGAGAGGCUGCCCAGGAGGGUGAAAGAGGCGAUGUGUAAAAAGGUGUUCAUCAUACACCACCCUCACGGGGCCGAGAAGGUGGUGUCGUAUGGUGAUUUCGUCGUGGUCAAGUACAUGAUCAAACCUGGUGAGGGUGGGGUCACGUCGAGGGUCAACAACCAUGAGGUCGCUCGGUUUCCCGUUGAAAAUCUGCGUAAAGUUCUGCUCUAUGCAGCAGACACCUGCCCGGGGUCAUCUGGUGCACCUGUCAUUUGCUUUAAGAAGGUGACAUCUGGCAUCCAGUCGACAUCCUACGUGUUGGACAUGUGGGUCCAUGACGGGGUCAAUCACACUUUCUCAUUAAGCUCCUCCACAAUGAAAGACUUAACUGAACAGGACCGAGAAAUGAUUGUCAAUCCAAGGCCCCCAUCAGUACCGACAACUCCCGACGAUGACAACAGCUUAGGAAAUCAAACAGUUACGUCCCCUGUGUACAAGGUGACCAGCCACCCGUGCUAUCUGGAUUACGUCACCUACGAGAGACGGUUACACAGCUUCGACAAAUGGACAGCGCACGAGAUCCACCGGCCCGUUACAUUGGCUAGAGCUGGCUUCUUCUAUGCUGGUUAUGCCGACUGUGUCAGAUGCUUCCAGUGUGGCCUGGGUCUGCGGUCUUGGAAGAAAGGUGACGACAUCUUCGUGGAGCACCAGAGGCACAGACCCCAGUGUCCGUUCCUCCACAUCCAGGCGGAGAGGCGUCUUCAGGACGCGGCGUCUCGCUCUACUGAAGACCUGGUGAACCAACAAGAUGCAGUUCUAAUGGCGCUAAAAAAAGAAAAUGAGAAACUAAACCAGUCUCUGCUGUGUAAAAUAUGCAGCUCAGCGCCUGUCGUGGAUUUGUUCCUGCCCUGUGGGGAGCUGAUUGCCUGCAAGGAAUGUUCUAGACUGCUGGUACUGUGUCCCUGCUGCCAGAAGCCGAUACUGGCCACAGUGACAACAUUUUUUACCUGA